Messenger RNA from Psammomys obesus (fat sand rat), 2244 nucleotides. RefSeq names its product solute carrier family 35 member D2 (gene Slc35d2). Gene Ontology annotation, cellular component: Golgi apparatus. Lineage: Eukaryota; Metazoa; Chordata; Mammalia; Rodentia; Muridae. The record is from RefSeq and is a predicted model, not a curated record. Gene Ontology annotation, molecular function: antiporter activity; GDP-fucose transmembrane transporter activity. The coding region runs from base 157 to 996 and encodes 279 amino acids. The transcript has 10 exons.
CUCGGAGGAGAGCGCGCUCUAGGGCGCGGGUCGGGUCGUGCUCGGGGUUCGCAGCCGGGCUCUUCCUGUUCCUGCCGCACCCUCUUCCCCGGCUGCUGGGGGCGGGGACCGCGGGCUGGCUUAGGGCUGGCUUAGGGCGGGCGGCGGAGGGCAGAGAUGGAGGAGCCUGACGCGGCGCGGCUGCCCUCUCGCCUGGCCAGACUGCUGUCGGCGCUCUUCUACGGGACGUGCUCCUUCCUCAUCGUGCUGGUCAACAAGGCGCUGCUGACCACCUACGGUUUCCCCUCACCAAUUGUUCUUGGAAUUGGACAGAUGGCCACCACCAUAAUGAUACUGUAUGUGUCCAAGCUAAAUAAAGUAAUCCACUUCCCUGAUUUUGACAAGGAAAUUCCUGGAAAGCUGUUUCCUCUGCCUCUCCUCUACGUUGGAAACCAUAUAAGUGGCUUAACGAGCACAAGUAAAUUAAGCUUGCCAAUGUUCACUGUGCUCAGGAAAUUUACAAUUCCACUCACUUUGCUCCUGGAAGCCAUCAUACUUGGGAAACAAUAUUCACUGAACAUUGUCCUGAGCGUCUUGGCCAUCGUUCUUGGGGCUUUCAUAGCAGCUGGCUCUGACCUCGCAUUCAACUUAGAAGGCUACGUUUUUGUGUUCUUGAAUGAUAUCUUCACAGCAGCAAAUGGAGUUUAUACCAAACAGAAAAUGGACCCAAAGGAGCUGGGGAAAUAUGGAGUGCUUUUCUAUAAUGCCUGCUUCAUGAUCAUCCCAACUGUCAUCAUUAGUGUAUCUACUGGAGACUUUCAGCACGCCACUGAAUUCAGCCACUGGAAGAAUGUCUUCUUCAUCAUACAGUUUCUUCUUUCCUGUGUUUUGGGACAUGUCAACAGUUUUUCUUCUCUUCAAGUACCUUGCCCUCAAUUAUUAAGUUUUAACUCCAAAACUGUGAGAAGAAAGCUCCAGCCAUGGUGUAAUGGGCUUCGCGGAGUUCUGCUUCCCUAGGAUUGCUAGUGAAAAGACGUCACAGCCUUCAGGACUGCUGGCCGCCAGCUUGUGCUGUCCACAGUGGAGGCAUCUCAGGGAUGGUGUCAGGUGUGUCCCAAGGGCAGGACCCAGGGAGCCAGCCGAAGCCUCCUAGUGACUGUUACCACUUUCAAGUUUGUAUCUCAAACUCCAUUUUCUCAACCGACAGACCUUUACUGAAUUUAUUGGAAUUAUAAUUUUAAGAUAGUACAUUUGAAAUUUUUCUUUACAGUUUAACAUUUAUUUGUUCAGUGUGUGUGAGUAUGUGUGUGUGUAUUGCCUUAGUGUGCAUGAGGGCUUGGUUCUUUUCUACCAUAUCAGUCCUAGGGCUUGAGCAUGGGUUGUCAGGCUGGAGGCAAGGGCAUUUAACUGCUGCGCUGUCUCACUGUUCUUCACUGUACUUUUAAUAAGCUUAUUAUAACACCAAUAGGAUGUUAAAAGGGCAGGCGUUUAAUUUCCCUGUGAGUUAUGGUGAGGUCAGACUAACCUUCUGGAAACCUGAAUGUCUGAUUAGGGAUUUGCAAACAGGCUGCAGGGGCUGAGAGAUUCAGGAAGGCGAGGUGGACCACUAGAGCUCAAAUAAUCAGUGCAUGCAGGUAAACUGUAGCCUGAGCUGCAGGCUGAAAAGGCUGCUAUGCUAAGAGAUUAUGGAUUCCAGUUCAUCCCUUUAGUGCAUGAUGGCACCGGCUUCCUGUUGUCCAAGCAGAUUAUCCUAAUGUAUUUCUAACCAGCCAAGGACCUUUGAUCUCCCUGAGGAAGCAAUAGUCUCCUUAAUAGAAACACAAAGGUGUCAGAUGAAGGUGUCAGACUUCCCUACCUAGAGUGCUCAGAGGUGUGUGUGUGUGUGUGUGUGUGUGUGUGUGUGUGUGUGUGUGUAGCUUAAUUCUUUAAAGUCAGCCACCUUGUUUUUAUGCACAGGCAGCUCCUCUCUGGAAGUUGCCAACUAAGCUGUCUCCUGGUACUGGGAUUAUAAAUACACUACCAUGCCCCCGCCAUGAGUUGUAGAGACUGAACUCAAAUCCUUGUGUACUGUACCAAUUCUAUCUCCACGACUUCCAGAGCACUGUCCGGUUCUUGUGAUUCUGUCCUCCGGUUCCAGCCGUUUGCUAGAGCACCCUGCAAAACUUGCAGAGAAACUCCAGAUACCCUGAGGCGUGUUGUAAAUGAUAGUUCAAAGGAUACAGAUGAUCAGCCAGAGGAAAAAAUGCAGAGAGACUUAUGGGGGGU